UAUAAAUAUUUUUAAGUUAUUUUCCUUAAUUUGUGUACCAAACACGAAAAAUGAGUAAGAUUAUACUUGUUUUUCAAGAAAACAUUUUUCACGAAAAACAUUUUUCGUUAUACCAAACCGACCCUUAGUUCUUAAAAUUUUAUUUAGAAACAAAGAGUUUUUAUGUUUGAUAGCUUAAAUCCUGAAUCCAAUAUUGGACGUUAUGGUAUUAGCAAGAAGUUGUAGGACUGGUACUAUGUAAUGACGAAGAAAUCUAGUUAUAUGUGCUUCUGAUUACAACCUUUCUGCUCCUCAUUAUUCUUUGAUUAGGAGAUUCGAUCUUGUAGAUGUUUCAUUAAUAUUUGUUAUUUGUCUAUUAACUUGUAUUGGAUAAACUGUGACAGCUUAGAAACAAGAUAACGCUGAAGAAUACUGGAGAUUAAAAUUAAGCUGUAGUAGUUUCUUCUUUAAAGAAGCUGGUGCGGAGUUAGGGUUGAGUUGUAUGGUUUUAUCUCUGCAUAAAUCGGAAAAUGGCUCGAAGGUUUUCUCGCCUUUGUACGGUUGCCUGCAUGUACAGAUCAAUUGCUGGAGUCAAAUUGCAACCACCAAUCUUGCCCUGCACAUUCCAGUCUUGUCCACGCACUGUUCUCCAUGGCUAUUGUUAUCCUAUGCUCCAACUUCAAGCAUUGAGAUCAUAUGCACGUAACAGACGUUCCAAUUAUGAUCUAUUUGGUGGCGGUAUACCUAAACCAGAUGAGUUUAAGAAAGCCUGGGCAAAACAAAUGGAUGACGAAGAGAGACGUCUUUGGACAGCAAGUGAAGAUGAAAGUGACUCCGAUAAAACUGAUAGUCAUAGCCGUCUCAAGAAAGAUAUUAGGAAAGCUAAACAACGAGCAAAAGAGCAAGACGGUCCUAUUGAUGCAGAUGAUAGUGACGAACUGAGAAGUCUGUGGUCCGAUAGUGAUGAAGAGAAGACAUUAUGGACCGGUAGUGAAGGAGAUGAUGAUGAUGAUAUUCCAACUGAACCAUAUCCGAAUGAAAAGAGUGAUAGCUACAUUGAUAAACUGUUUGAAUUUGAGGAAAAACCUCAAUAUAGAACGCUCUCUGAAGCCUUGAAAUCUGAGCAGGAACCUGAAGAGUUAUCUCCUGGAAAGCAAGCUAGAAAAAUUGCAGUGGAAAAUGCCCUUAAGAAAUUGAAAAAAGGACCUGAUGGGCGUUACAUCAAUGUUUGGGAGGUUAUGAGCGAUGUGGACAUUCUAAUUGGUGCUUUUGAGAACAUCAUUUCAGGGCCAGAAUACGCCGAACUGAGACAGGGAGGACCUAAGAAAUUGAAUAUGCAGUUUUUCAAAGAUAUACAAGCUCGUAUGAGAGAUCCAAACUAUAAGUUCUCUCCUGAAAUGAAAUUGAAACCAAAGAGCAAAGUGGUACCUAGAAAGAAAUGGCAGAAAGCAGAGUCUAGGCGUAGGAAAGCACGGAAACGAUAGCUUCAAAGAGGUGCCAUUUCUUUUAGCAUCUAAACAUUAUACCAAUAGAUUUAUGUCUUAGGCGCUGAUACCAAGUCUCUUUAGCUAUUAGAUCAGAGAUAAUUCAGGUCUAGAAGAUUUGUCAGCAGUUGGUGGACUUGCUUACUGCUUUCUGUAAAUUGUUUAUGAUUGCUCUUAUGUAGGCAUUUUACUUAGAUUACUUAUUCUUGCUACUGAAUAGGAACCAGAAUUUCAUAACUAACACUUUGAGAUA
This is a messenger RNA of Nicotiana tabacum (common tobacco), 1716 nucleotides long. Lineage: Eukaryota; Viridiplantae; Streptophyta; Magnoliopsida; Solanales; Solanaceae. The record is from RefSeq and is a predicted model, not a curated record.